UAUGCUUCGAUCGGCCGCAACCAUAGACCUAUAUAAUCUGUAAGUUAGUUUAUAGGUCUAUGACUGAAACAGUAGAUAGGUACCUAAACCAUUUAUAAUUAAACAUUAAAGUGUCGGCCGACCAAAUAACUUAAAGCUUGGUUUUACUUCUAUACCUUAAAAAUUAUUUUAUAGAAAUCAUUAAAUUAUUCAGAACCGACGAAUUUGUUUAAAAUCUAAAAUAAAAUUGUUCAUUUGUUCGUAUGCUGUGGAAAUUGCGCAAAGCUACACCCCUCUAUAUCACUUUCCGACGAAUCACGCACGCACGUUUACAAAACAAAAUGCACCCGGUAAAAAUAAAACAAAUAAAUAAAACUCAUAUGAACAAGCCGUAUCUCAUUGUAAAAGGAAGGGUUAAGCUUAUCAACAUACUACCUAAUAAAAAUUCAAGCGGAUCUCAUCUCAAUGCAAUAAUUUUUGAUAACACUUCGGAGAUAGAAGUUGUAGCUUUUAAAAACUGCGAAAAUAUUGCUAAGCUACUACCAAAGGACAGAGUUGUAACAAUUGAAAAUGGUAUGUUAAGAGAAGUUGAUAUAGAUUAUAAAAAAACCAAGCACAAGUAUCAAAUAAUAUUGGGGAAUAUUUCAAUAAUAAACAUCAUAAAUAAUGACAAGGUAAACAUUGGUGACUUUCCACUCCAUAAAUACACUUCAGGCGCAGAUUUAAAAACUCUUAUAACAGGAAUGAUAAUUGAUGUCAUUGGUGUCUGUACCCAAAUCGAUAGUGAAAUGACGUUUAAUAGUCGACAGCAGAUAAUGAGAUGGGGAAAGAUUUUGGUUGAUUCUAUACAAAUUGAAGUUAGGUUUUGUGAUGACAAAGUUGAUGGACUCUACAGUGUAGGUAGCACAUUGAUCUUGAAUAGUGUCAAAUAUGUUAAUUAUAAUGGAUUGAUGUAUUUAUCUAUUGGGGAUUCAAGUUCUGUCCAAUUUAAUACACAACAGUUAUCAAAAGGUAUGGAUAUAAAACAGUUACAACAAUUGGAAACAGUUAAGACAUUUUGCCAAGAUUCAAUAAUUGAAUUUCCAGAACAAAGACUUUCGACAUCAAGUGUUACUCGAUCUUACAGAAAUUUGAUUGAUGAAUCAAUUGACGAAAGACCUUCGACUUCAGGCUCAACCCCAUCCAACAAGAGAAAAACUCAUGAUUUCAAAGUUCAAGAAGUUACCCCGAAAAUUCAAAAAAAAACCGAAUCUGAUGAGACAUUUUCUGACGAGAGAUUUGUUAAUUUGGUAAUGAAUUUCAUGCAGACAGUGAACAAUAACAAACAUGCUGUACAAUUGCGCAUUUUAGAAUUUAUCUCAAACAUGCUCAAAGAAGAUUUUAAAUGAUAUCUUUAACAAUAGCUUAUGAAAUAAACAUUUGUAAUUUUAUCUU
Messenger RNA from Metopolophium dirhodum (rose-grain aphid), 1413 nucleotides. RefSeq lists its product as uncharacterized. The transcript is spliced from 9 exons. The record is from RefSeq and is a predicted model, not a curated record. NCBI's taxonomy places the organism in Eukaryota, Metazoa, Arthropoda, Insecta, Hemiptera, Aphididae. The coding region runs from base 243 to 1367 and encodes 374 amino acids. Gene Ontology annotation, molecular function: nucleic acid binding.